Molecule: messenger RNA, 3925 nt
Organism: Cynocephalus volans (Philippine flying lemur)
Lineage: Eukaryota; Metazoa; Chordata; Mammalia; Dermoptera; Cynocephalidae
Gene: PPARGC1A
Product: PPARG coactivator 1 alpha
Exons: 13
Coding region: 37-2427 (796 amino acids)
Biological process (GO): positive regulation of transcription by RNA polymerase II
Cellular component (GO): nucleus
Molecular function (GO): RNA binding; transcription factor binding
Source: RefSeq, a predicted model, not a curated record
GUUGAAAAAGCUUGACUGGCGUCAUUCAGGAGCUGGAUGGCGUGGGACAUGUGCAACCAGGACUCUGUAUGGAGUGACAUCGAGUGUGCUGCUCUGGUUGGUGAAGACCAGCCUCUUUGCCCAGAUCUUCCUGAACUUGAUCUUUCUGAACUAGAUGUGAAUGACUUGGAUACAGACAGCUUUCUGGGUGGACUCAAGUGGUGCAGUGACCAAUCAGAAAUAAUUUCCAAUCAGUACAACAAUGAGCCUUCCAACAUAUUUGAGAAGAUAGAUGAAGAGAAUGAGGCAAACUUGCUAGCAGUCCUCACAGAGACACUGGACAGUCUCCCUGUGGAUGAAGACGGAUUGCCCUCAUUUGAUGCGCUGACAGAUGGAGACGUGACCACUGACAACGAGGCUAGUCCUUCCUCCAUGCCUGACGGCACCCCUCCACCUCAGGAGGCAGAAGAACCGUCUCUACUUAAGAAGCUCUUACUGGCGCCAGCCAACACUCAGCUAAGUUAUAAUGAAUGCAGUGGUCUCAGUACCCAGAACCAUGCAAACCAUAAUCACAGGAUCAGAACAAACCCUGCAGUUGUUAAGACUGAGAAUUCAUGGAGCAAUAAAGCGAAGAGCAUUUGUCAACAGCAAAAGCCACAAAGACGUCCCUGCUCAGAGCUUCUCAAGUAUCUGACCACAAACGAUGACCCUCCUCACACCAAACCCUCAGAGAACAGGAACAGCAGCAGAGACAAAUGCACCUCCAAAAAGAAGUCCCACACACAAUCGCAGUCGCAACAUUUACAAGCCAAACCAACAACUUUAUCUCUUCCUCUGACCCCCGAGUCACCAAAUGACCCCAAGGGUUCCCCAUUUGAGAACAAGACUAUUGAACGAACCUUAAGUGUGGAACUCUCUGGAACUGCAGGCCUAACUCCACCCACAACUCCUCCUCAUAAAGCCAACCAAGAUAACCCUUUUAGGGCUUCUCCAAAGCUGAAGUCCUCUUGCAAGACUGUGGUGCCACCACCAUCAAAGAAGCCCCGGUACAGUGAGUCUUCUGGUACCCAAGGCAAUAACUCCACCAAGAAAGGGCCCGAGCAAUCCGAGUUGUAUGCGCAGCUCAGCAAGUCCUCAGUGCUCACCAGUGGACAUGAGGAAAGGAAGACCAAGCGGCCCAGUCUGCGGCUGUUUGGUGACCAUGACUACUGUCAAUCAAUUAAUUCCAAAACGGAAAUACGCAUUAAUAUAUCACAGGAGCUCCAAGACUCUCGACAACUAGUAUAUAAACAUGCCUCCUCUGAUUGGCAGGGGCAGAUUUGUUCUUCCACAGAUUCAGACCAGUGCUACCUGAGAGAGACUUUGGAGGCAAGCAAGCAGGUCUCUCCUAGCAGCACCAGAAAACAGCUCCAAGACCAGGAAAUCCGAGCCGAGCUGAACAAGCACUUCGGUCAUCCCAGUCAAGCUGUUUUUGAUGACGAAGCAGACAAGACCAGUGAACUGAGGGACAGUGAUUUCAGUAAUGAACAAUUCUCCAAACUACCUAUGUUUAUAAAUUCAGGACUAGCCAUGGAUGGCCUGUUUGAUGACAGCGAAGAUGAAAGUGAUAAACUAAGCUACCCUUGGGAUGGCACGCAAUCCUAUUCAUUGUUUGAUGUGUCGCCUUCUUGCUCUUCUUUUAACUCUCCAUGUAGAGAUUCCGUGUCACCACCCAAAUCCUUAUUUUCUCAAAGACCCCAAAGGAUGCGCUCUCGUUCAAGGUCUUUUUCUCGACACAGGUCGUGUUCUCGAUCACCAUAUUCCAGGUCAAGAUCAAGGUCCCCAGGCAGUAGAUCCUCUUCAAGAUCCUGCUACUACUACGAGUCAAGCCACUACAGACACUGCACGCACCGAAAUUCUCCCUUGUAUGUGAGAUCACGUUCAAGAUCGCCCUACAGCCGUAGGCCCAGGUAUGACAGCUACGAGGAAUAUCAGCACGAAAGGCUGAAGAGGGAAGAAUACCGCAAAGAGUAUGAGAAACGGGAGUCUGAAAGGGCCAAGCAAAGGGAGAGGCAGAGGCAGAAGGCAAUUGAAGAACGCCGUGUGAUUUAUGUUGGUAAAAUCAGACCUGACACAACACGGACAGAACUGAGGGACCGUUUUGAAGUUUUUGGUGAAAUUGAAGAGUGCACAGUAAAUCUGCGGGAUGAUGGAGACAGCUACGGUUUCAUUACCUACCGUUAUACCUGUGAUGCUUUUGCUGCUCUUGAAAAUGGAUACACUUUGCGCAGGUCAAAUGAAACUGACUUCGAGCUGUACUUUUGUGGACGCAAGCAAUUUUUCAAGUCUAACUAUGCAGACCUAGAUUCAAACUCAGAUGACUUUGACCCUGCUUCAACUAAGAGCAAGUAUGACUCUCUGGAUUUUGAUAGUUUACUGAAAGAAGCUCAGAGAAGCUUGCGCAGGUAACAUGUUCCCUGACUGAGGAUGACAGAGGGAUGGUGAAUACCUCACGGGACAGCGCGUCCUUCCCUAACAGACUAUUCCAAGUCAUACUUAGGAAUUUCUCCUACUUUACACUCUCUGUACAAAAGCAAAUUAAAAGAACAACAGUACAACAAGAACAACAACCACAACCAUGGUUUACAUGAACACAGCUGCUGAAGAGGCAAGAGACAGAAUGAUAUCCAGUAAGCACACGUUUAUUCAUGGGUGUCGGAUUUGCUUUCUCUGGAGUCUCUUAGUGAUGAUGUGUGUGCGUGUGUGUGUGUGUGUGUGUGUGUGUGUGCACAUGUGCACGCGUAUGUGUGCACGGGAACCUGGUUUGAGGGAAGUAUGUGCAUGCACUUGUGGAGACUGGGGGCACCCGAUCAGAAUGUGCAAGGGCAAAUCACUUCAAAUGGCAGCAGUUCCACGAAGACACACUUAGAACCUAGAACUUCAAAAUGUUCAUAUUCUAUUCAAAUGGAAAAAAAAAUACACAAAUUUAAAAGGAAAGAAAACUAACCAACCAACCACAAACCACCCUAAAAUGACAGCCGCUGAUGUCUGGGCAUUGGCCUCCUCUGUACUGUAUUUUUUAAGAAAGUGCAAAAUCAACUUGAAGCAAGCUCUCUCGUAACGUAGUGAUUAUAUGACAAUCCUGAAGAAACCACAGGUUCCAUAGAACUAAUAUCCUCUCUCUCUCUCUCUCUCUCUCUUUCCUCCCUUUUUUCUUUUGCCAUGGAAUCUGGGUGGGAGAGGAUACUGUGGGCACCAGAAUGCUAAACUUUCCUAACAUUUUGAAGUUUCUGUAGUUCGUCCUUUAUCCUGACACUCAUGUAUAUGUCCAAAAUGUUGAUCUUCCACCGCAAAUUUCAAAAGCCUUGUCGAUGGUCAAGCGUGCAGCUUGUUCAGCGGUUCUUUUUGAGGAGCGGACACGGUGUUACAUUACUAAUGAGAGUUGGGUAGAACUCUCUGGGAUGUGUUCAGAUAGUGUAAUUGCUACAUUCUCUGAUGUAGUUAAGUAUUUACAGAUGUUAAAUGGAGUAUUUUUAUUUUAUGUACAUACUAUACAAUGAUGUUCUUUUUUUGUUACAGCUAUGCACUGUAAAUGCAGCCUUCUUUUCAAAACUGCUAAAUUUUUCUUAAUCAAGAAUAUUCAAAUGUAAUUAUGAGGUGAAACGAUUAUUGUACACUAACAUAUUUAGAAGCUGAACUUACUGCUUAUAUAUAUUUGAUUGUAAAAAAAAAAAAAAAAAGACAGUGUGUGUGUCUGUUGAGUGCAACAAAACAAAACGAUGCUUUACGCAAUCCAUCCCGGCUUAGGUGAGCUUCUAUCUAAGCAUCUUGUCAAGAAAUAUCCUAGUCCCCUAAAGGUAUUAACCACUUCUGCGAUAUUUUUCCACAUUUUCUUGUUGCUUGUUUUUCUUUGAAGUUUUAUACACUGGAUUUGUUAGGGGAAUGAAAUUUUCUCAUCUAAAAUUUU